AUGGCUGCUUCCGUAGUUCAAAACCCAUCUUCUAAGCCGGAAUCUAAGUCUGCAAAGAAGAAGAAGGCCAAGACUGAAGCUGUCGACGUGCAAAAGCCCGCCGCACAAGCAGAUGUUGCUGUUACAGAAAAGGCCUCGUCCACUAAUGCUGAAGAGAACAGCAAUGGAGAUGGAGCAUACGAGAGUCCAUAUAUCAAGGAGCUCUACAAGAGCAUCCGUAAUGUCAACAAGAAGAUCACCAACGCUUCAAAAGUUGACAAUGUUCUCGCCGAAAACCCAGGCAAGAGCUUGGACGAAUUGGUAGCUACUCGCAAGAUCAAUGCUGACCAAAAGGCACAAAUUUUGAAGAAGCCAUCCCUCCAAGCAUCUUUAGCCCAGCUUGAGGAGCAAAUCGCACAAUAUAAGAAGUUCGACCAAGAAUACAAGACAAAGCUUCAGUUGGAGAAGGCCGAAUUCGAAAAGACUUUCAAUGAGCGUGCCAGCAAAGAACUCGAGGAGAAAGUCAAGGCUGCUAAGGAUUCUGUUGCUAAGGAAAAGGCUGAAGAACAAGAGAGUAAUUUGUUGCUUAUCACUAAGUUUCUCUGUCUCGCUGCCUUGCGCCGAAGCCCAGAAAAUGAUCCAGAGCUCGAUGAGAACAAGGGAAUUGAAGGGCUUCUCACUCAAGUUUACAGUGGAGACGAAGCUGCUGUAGCUGCCAUGACAAAGAUCAUCCAAGGAUCUAAUGAAGUCUGUUCAUCCGUCAACGGCGAAGAACUUACCACAACCUUUGCCGACAUCAAGGCCAUUGCCCUUGCGCUGCCAACCACAUCUGUCGCCGAACCCACCGAGCUCGCAGAUGAAGAGACAACCCAAACCGAAGUCGCCGAAUAUCCUGUUCAAAGUGACCCAACUAUCGCUAACGCCGGUUUGACUGAAAUCGAUGACCCCGUCACAAGUGCAUUGAGCAAUGGCCACCAAUCACCAAGCUUCGAGGAAGCUCAAGGAAUUCCCCCAAAUUCAGCUUUUGGCGAAGGAGGAAAUGCUGCAGCUGAGGCAAAUUGGGAUAACAACAACGAUUUGUCUACAUCGCAAGAGUGGAUCGAGGUUCCUCGUGAAGCCACUGAGACAGAUGUCGGUGUUACUGCUACUCCUGCUGCCCCUUCUAACACUCAAAGCUGGGCCGAUGAGCAACCUGAGAGUCCUGGUUCAAAGACUCCUACCCCUCCAGUCAGCAACAAUGAUGGCUUCCAUGAAGUCAGCCGCAACCGUGGCCGUGGAGAUCAUCGAGGUGGUAGAGGUGGCCGAGGUCGUGGUGGCUUCAGAGGCGAUGGAUAUAGAGGACGCGGACGUGGUGCUCCUCGUGGUGCUCCUCGUGCCCCAAGAGGCGAGUCAUCAUAG
This is a messenger RNA of Botrytis deweyae, 1377 nucleotides long. RefSeq lists its product as uncharacterized. Lineage: Eukaryota; Fungi; Ascomycota; Leotiomycetes; Helotiales; Sclerotiniaceae. The transcript is spliced from 5 exons. The coding region runs from base 1 to 1377 and encodes 458 amino acids. The record is from RefSeq and is a predicted model, not a curated record.